CAUUUGAAUACGAGCUUACCCAAGUUCCUUCUAAGCAGCUCAAACAUGGAUGUUGUUGGUUCGUGUGGUUCCACCAGGGCUCUGAGCAGGAUCAAUUGCGUGUGUGGCAGUUGGAGCCAUCGCUUAAUCUCCAUCCUUGCAGCCGGCCGAUCACCACCAACACCCUUACCAUCACAUCUCACCAGCGCGCAAUGAAGGCGUAACGACGCUGAUAGCACCUGUACCCAGGCACCGUAGCCCCCAUCAUCUCCAACUAAUACAAACGCCACGCAACAGACGCCUCUCGCUUCAUUUUGGCCCCCACGCCCGCCCAGGCCGCGGAAGCGCCUCCCAAGGUUACCUUACAAAUGGCAUGACCAUUUCCGCCCGCGGAACAAAUGACCACCGCGCACAACGCCACCUCAGCCCGCCAAGCUGCAUCCCGCCCAGCUGGCCCUGCGCACUCUGCACCCGGCCAAUCCUCCUGAUUGGAUCUCAUCUCGUGUUUCGCGGAUGGGGAGGAUGUCAAGCAUGUGUGCUUCCGCUCUUGCUUCCACGGAGUAAACGACGCCCGUUAGCGGCCGUGCUGGGCGGCCAAUGUGCGCGAAGGGUUGGUAGCCUCGCCGUUGUUUUGGCGGUGGAGGUGGCGUUGGAGGCGUCGGCGGACCUUUGUCUUGUGGACACUAUUACCUCCCGAGAGCGUGUGCUGGCAUGCCCGGGGAGGGGUGAGCUGAAGUGUUGUCUGCUAUACUUACAUGCAGGUUUACGCUUGGCUCAUGUCUCGGAAGACUGGUUUCGAACGAGGCCAGAGAAAUAUUCCAUCUCUUUGACCAGGAGGACAGCAUGUGUGCCGGUUGUAAGGCUCGAGCCUGAGUCCCAGCGGUCCAGGAUGUCCGGCGGCGUACUCGCCCAUGGCCGUACGCUAUUGUGCUGAGACAUGCAAAUGCAUUGCAUACGGCCGUAAACACGAGUAUGUCAUCCGAUCCGUUCGAACGGAAUCAUCACCGACCGGGACCUUACUUCGAAUCACCUUUGGAACCCAAUGGGAAUCGUAUGCGGAGACUUGGGAACCGGGGCCUGUCAACGGGCGGGGAGACAACACCCGAUCUUGAACAG
Neohortaea acidophila is the source of this 1095-nucleotide messenger RNA. RefSeq lists its product as uncharacterized. Lineage: Eukaryota; Fungi; Ascomycota; Dothideomycetes; Mycosphaerellales; Teratosphaeriaceae. The record is from RefSeq and is a predicted model, not a curated record. The transcript has a single exon. The coding region runs from base 353 to 913 and encodes 186 amino acids.